UGUGUCAUUUGUUAUAAUUACUUUUGAAAUUGGGUUUUUAUCUAUUGUUUGUUGAUUUUGCAUGGCACAUAGAGUUUUUUGUGAACAGAUGACUUUUGGAAAAGAUACCACACUUAAUUGGAAUAAUUAUAUUGAAAGCAAUGGGCAUUUUAUGCUUAGUGACAUGACUGAAAAUAGAAAAAGAUCGCGUGAAGAUGACACAUGUGAAUUCAUGCCUCUGUCAAAGAGGAUAAAUAAUUUACACAUAAACAACAACUUGAACAGUCCAUCUCUUUCUCAAUCUUCUGAUUCGAGUCAGAGCAAUGGAAUUAAUUCAGAUAAUGCGAUUUCGUCUCCAAGCCCAACAUCAGAUACAGAGAGGAGCCCUAACUAUGAUCCAGGAAUUAGUUCCUCAGACAGCAGAUAUUAUUAUGAAAAUAAAUUAUUAUUCGAAUUGCAUUUAGAAAGAAUACAAAGAACUGGACAGCAGUUCCCUUUUUAAUUAGGUAUAGAUAAGUGCAUGAAAUGAAUUGUGUACCUGUAUUGUUAUGCCUAGGUGUGUGUAUUAAAUUAAACUUUAUUUUUAACUUAAUAAAUAAUGUUUGAAUUA
Messenger RNA from Nymphalis io (European peacock), 589 nucleotides. RefSeq lists its product as uncharacterized. The record is from RefSeq and is a predicted model, not a curated record. The transcript has 2 exons. NCBI's taxonomy places the organism in Eukaryota, Metazoa, Arthropoda, Insecta, Lepidoptera, Nymphalidae. The coding region runs from base 62 to 481 and encodes 139 amino acids.